AUGUCAAGCUGUAAUCUCACAAAUGAUCAGAAGAUAAUAGAUGUAACAGGAUACACAGGUGGUUCAGUCCUGUUGCCCUGCUCCUGUGAUGAUCCACAGUCUACAGUUAACACAUUUACAUGGGAAAUUUGGCACAAUGGAAGCCAAUGGAUGAAUGCAUUUAAGAAACACAGAGGCAGAUUUAAACUGUUUAAUGAAAUAUCUCCAGGAAAUUUGUCUCUACUUAUUUCUGACUUCAGAGAAGAAGAUGAAGGGAUCUAUAGAUGUAUCACUGAACAACGCAGUUUUACAGAUGUUUUCUUAAAAGUUACAGGAUGUGAUCUCGAUCAGCAGACACAGACAGUUGAGGUGACUGGAUAUUUAGGAGAGUCUGUAGUUCUGCCCUGCUUCUGUACUGAAUCACUGACUAAACCUGACAAGAUUAUAUGGAAGUUCAUAGAAAAAAAUUAUGAAGAAAUUUACCCAUCUGAACACAAUGAGAGGUACAAGAACAGACGUAAACUGAUAAAUCAAACUAAUCCAGGAAAUCUCUCUCUACAUCUCUCAUCACUGACCAAAGAAGAUCAAGGAGACUAUCUGUGCUCUGUGUAUAACAGCUAUAUCUACAUCAGACUUCAUAUUGAAGAGAAACCAGAGGUCUAUACAAUCUAUUCAUCAACACAUCAACCUUCACAACAUGAGCUUAUAACAACUCAACAACCAGAAAACAAAAUAACACAUCAAACUCAUAAUACAACUGUGUGUAAGUCAAAGGCUUGUUUGCUUUACAAUCCUUGUGUUGAAAAAAUAUGUUAA
Messenger RNA from Misgurnus anguillicaudatus (oriental weatherfish), 795 nucleotides. RefSeq names its product polymeric immunoglobulin receptor-like. The record is from RefSeq and is a predicted model, not a curated record. Gene Ontology annotation, biological process: negative regulation of T cell proliferation; immune response; cellular response to lipopolysaccharide. NCBI's taxonomy places the organism in Eukaryota, Metazoa, Chordata, Actinopteri, Cypriniformes, Cobitidae. Gene Ontology annotation, cellular component: external side of plasma membrane.